Molecule: messenger RNA, 2735 nt
Organism: Helobdella robusta
Lineage: Eukaryota; Metazoa; Annelida; Clitellata; Rhynchobdellida; Glossiphoniidae
Exons: 4
Coding region: 398-1954 (518 amino acids)
Source: RefSeq, a predicted model, not a curated record
CUUUAUUAAAAUUUGGUCUAAAAUUGUAUCACAAAUGCUUUUUUUGUGCGUAAAAAUAUAAAAUUAAUGUUUUAAUUACAUUUUUCAAACGCGCAGGUACUAAUUUAUUAACUAACUAAUCACUAUUGCGCCUGUUUAGUGAGCGGAAGAUUUGAUUUGGCCAAAAAAAUGUUUAGUCAAAAACGUAUGUCGGUUUUAUUUUCUUGACGAAAGUUAAUAUUUAGGGAAGAUUUAUUCAUUAGUAAUUUUAAAUUAAUUUAAUUUUUAAAUUAAAUUUAAAAAACUGCUGCUACUCUAAGUAAGAAGCUUAACCCUAACCAGUCAGUGCUAACUAGCUAUUUUUUUACGAAUCCGAAACUUGGAAGCCUUGUAUUUUAGUAAACUAGUGGAAAACAAAAUGUCAGAUGUCAAUCAGCCAAUAAAAAUCCUGAAAAGGCAACCAAUGUCCGACCCAUGUCUUUCAAAUUCAACAGGAAAUGGCCCCCACAGGAAGCCAUUGAGGCCAUUAAGAACAUUAGAAGAACGAGAGGCAGCAUAUGCGGAAGCAAGGAAACGUAUUUUGGGGUCAUCUCCGCCUUCAUCAUCAACGUCAUCGAUGGGUAGUGAUGCAGUACUAGCCACAGCUACUUCCAGUGUAUGUACAACUGGUGGUUCUUUGUCGUCUAGUACUGCUGCUGUUGUAGUGACAGAACCAGCUACCUCUGUUGAUGCUGCUGCAUUGUCGAGCAUCUUGGCGACAUCUGUACCUUCUCAAGAAGAUGACAAAUCUGUGGUUGAUUCGCUUACAUUUGAAACGAAAUCGUCCAAAACUUCAAUUUCAAAAACUGAAGUAAAAGAAAGUGCUAACAAGCUAGCAUCAACAUCAACAAGCAAGUUAGUAGUGACAGCAACAAAGACCACAACGAUUCUUGUCACAUCAACAACAUCGAUACAAGUUACUCACCCUUCGUUAACAUCUUCUCUAUCAAACAUGACCAUUGCAGCAACUGCUAAUGAAUCGCUAGAAACUGACAAAUCUGAAACUAAUGUUUCUGAUGAUAAGUGUAUCUCCCCAGCUGUUACAAUUCUUCCAGUAACUUUGGCAGCUUCAGUAACUUUAGCUGCUACUGCAGUUACAGCAACUUCAGCAGUUACAACAGUUGAAGCAGCUACAGACACUUCGGUUGUUGCAACAGUUUCUAUUGUUGCAACAACUCCAACAGUUGAAGCAGCUAAAAAACUUUUAACUUCAGCAAUAGCAACAUCAGCUAAAACAAUUGUGGCUACAAAUCAGCAGACUGCUAGGUCAAAAACAAAAGCGACCUCCCCAUCGGUUGUUGCUGUUUCUGCUACAAAAUCCGAUAUGAAAUCUAUUCAACCAAUGAACAACAACACCAGGCUUGAGAAUUUGAAUAAAAAUAAUAGAAAUAUUAAUAAUUACAAUAAUAAUAGGAAUAAGAUCAUUAAUAAUCCUAAUAACUAUCAACAAAAUGAUACCAAUAACCCAUGCAGAUAUAACAAUAAUAAGAGUACCAACAUCAGCCAUAGUGAUAACAACACAUCCAAAUGUAAUACUAACUCAGCUAACAACAGCAACAAUAUCUACCACAACUUUAACUUGGAAUACACGUUGGAGAGUGCUAACAACAUUCACAACAACAACCUCAACAUUCACAACAACAACCUCAACAUUCACAACAGCGUCAGCAAUAUGUUGAGACCAAGCAGAUUUGAUGCUAUCAAUCCUUAUCUUCAACCUGGCAACAUUAAUAUCCAAGAUAUCCUAUAUAUCCAAACAACAGCAGCAGCAACAACAACAAAAUCAUCCCAAACAACCAGAGCUACCACAACAGCAACUUCAUCCCAAAUAACAUCAACUACCUGCCGAAUAACCACAACAGCAACUACAACAACAUCAUCCCAAGUUGCAACAACCACCUAUCGAACAGUGUCCGAGGCGCUAAUCCAAACUUGAGAAUCAGCAAUAGCGUACAAAAUCCUAGCUUCCACAACAGCCAUAACAUCAAUAGCAUCAACAAUCAGUACAGUAACAACAACAUCAACAACCAAUACAGCAACAACAAUAACAUCAAUAACAUAGCUCUGUACGAAUCAGGGGUGAUUACCUAUCCAUAUAUAAACAUGAGCAAUAGUAACGCCAUUGGCCAUCCAUGUGCUAGAUAUCGUGAUUUCGUUAACAACAACAACAAUAAUAAUAACAAUAAUAAUAUGAAUGUUAAUAAUGCUAAUAAUAACAUGAAUACUAUUACUAAUACUGCUAUAAAUAAUAAUAAUAGUAAUAAUAAUAAAAUUACUAAUAGUUUUAAUAUGUUUGGGGGUACAAAUUAUCGCCAUUAUUAAGCAUUAUGGUCUGUAUAUUGCAGUUCUUUAUUUUUUUUUUUUUACUUCGUUGUUUUGCCACUAUUUUACAUUUUAUUAUUAGUGAUUAUUAUUGAAAUAAUGAUUUGAACUUUGCAAGAGAGCGUGUGCGUGUGUGCGUGUAUGUUUGUACGUGCGCGUGUGUGUGUGUGCGUGUGUGUGGGACUAUUUUAGUUUAUUUGAGUGUAUGUAUUUCUUGUGUUUAUUUCUCUAUGUAUUUUUUACAUGAUGGCUUUGUAUACGCACACAUUCAUACAUACAUAUAUACACACACACACACAUACAUACAUACACAUACAUUUGUAUGUACAAACACAUAAAUGUACAGUGUGUUUCUGUAUUUGCCUACUUGGUCUAUUGAUACGGAUUUGAUUUUU